Messenger RNA from Hydatigera taeniaeformis, 1209 nucleotides. Lineage: Eukaryota; Metazoa; Platyhelminthes; Cestoda; Cyclophyllidea; Taeniidae. The record is from the annotation of a GenBank genome assembly.
AUGGAGGCGUUGUCUAAGCUGUCUUCGGGAUUCCAUGAUUUUGCAGCUGCAGUUUCUGGCCACACCUUCACACACGACGAUGUCGGUGCACUUCCCACGCCCCCCUCGAUUCUCCCAUUGGUACCCGUCGACACCACGAUUAACAGUGGUGAUGGGAGCAGUGUCAGUGGACCUCUCAUGAACGUGAAAAUGAGCCCUGGUGGUGGGAGUGGCAGUGGUAGCGGUGAAAUAGAGGGCAAAAUGAGCUUUGUUGUCGACCAUCAACCACCUCCGAAAAAGCUCUUUUCAGAUGAUAUUCCCGUCCUCGAUCCAUUUCCGGGUUAUUAUGGUUUCGACCUAUACCGACCUUUGUGUGAAGAUGCAUAUGAUUCAGUUGAAACAAAACCCAGUACUGCUUACUUUUUUUUUAAGGACGAUCAAGGAUGGACAAAUUUAUACGCCAAAAAGGCACCCACAUGGUGGACUCUCUCCUAUUGGUGCCAACGGCAACCACCGGACGGCUGUUUCAUUCGACUCACACCCGUCUACGGCACCUCUGACAAGCAGCAGGAAGUCAUUCAAAGGUUCAUGGCGAACCAGUGUUUAGAAGACUUCAUGGUCUCUCCAACGCCAGGUCUUUCACGAUACAGUAUGAUCUUAGUUGGUAAUUCAAACGCCGAAUACUUCUACGACCCCACUACUGAGCGUCUUUGUGUCACCCUGCCAUACGAACGUCCAAAAGAAGGCUGUGAGUACAGCCAAUUUAACGGUAAAUUCACCUGCUUCAACAGCUGCCUAUACAAUGGCGGUCAAGGAAACAAGAAACCACUCUAUCUCAUCAUUACUCUGGAACGACCAAUCAAAAAUGGAUCGGCAACGGAGGGACCAUGUGAGGUACUGGGACGACAAUGCCUCAAGUUCCGCAGUUGUGCCUGUCCGAAGCGAGACAAGGACAACAACGAGAGACGCAUGGCUCAGGAUCUGGGGGAAGGAAGUCUCUCUUCAAGCAGUGUUCUCAGUUCCAAACGUCGACGUGAAGGUGUAUCUCAGAGAUCCUCUCGAAGUAGUCGUAGCAAGAACUUUCCAUCAGCAAAUGACAGUGUCGGUGGAACACCACAGUUCUUUCAACAGGAUGAAAUCUCCUCAAGUUCUGGCUACGAUGAUUUGGUGCAAAUUGAUGGCGAGUCCUUCCACCUCAUUUUGAUGCCAGCCUACCUUCCUGGAGGCGCG